AUGAACGCUCCGGGGCAUUCAACCUACCCCUACAGUAGUAAGGAACUCCAGCGGGUAUCCCUUUGUUGCCUCCGGGGUGGUAUAUCGGAAAGCAGCAAGCAAGGAAAGCGCAGGAAAGAGGCUAUUGAGUUCCUAGCCGAGGGAUUGAAUGAAGGAGUAGAUCUUUCCUCCGUUCCUUUACCGUACCGCUCUUUCCCUGUCUAUUUUGAUAAAAUACCUUACCAUGGUCAAUGCUCAGCCUUGCCAAGGUCUAAUAUCCCACGGGACAAUGUGUCCAAACUUACCCGGUGGUCUCUUCGGGGACUUCUCUCUGUUUAUCAAAUUCUAACACUCGAGUCACUUCUGGCAUCUAGUUCCAUUGGAUUCUUGGUGGAUAGGCCCCUAGGCGGGGAUAGGUUGCUUUCAGUCCUCCUUCCUAUACAACCGCUUAACAGCCUUCGCAUACAAGUAGAUGGCUAUGCACGACUCCUUGUAAGGGGACCAAUCUUCCAAGAUUCAGACCACCAUCUUCUUAGUGUGAAGUUUGAUACGCUUAUGCCAGAUUAUGUGGAGAAAGCUUUUCGGUUUGAACAUGCUUGGCUUGCCCAUGAUGAAUUCCUGGAGUUUGUUAAACAAAGUUGGGGGUCGCAGAAUAUGAUGGGAAACCUUACCAAUAUAGCAGCUGACAUGAGACAGUGGAGCAGGAUUUGUUUUGGCAAUAUUUACAAACGGAAACGCACGCAGAGUUCUUGCCAGACUGAAUGGGGUACAAAAGCAGCUGGAUAG
Molecule: messenger RNA, 765 nt
Organism: Striga asiatica
Lineage: Eukaryota; Viridiplantae; Streptophyta; Magnoliopsida; Lamiales; Orobanchaceae
Source: the annotation of a GenBank genome assembly